GGUGCGACACUUCUCGCUGUCAGGUUCAUUGAGGUUGCAGAGGAGAUGUCUAAGAUCCAGACCAAACCCAUGGAUGGAAAACAUCUAGCCCUGAAGAACCCAAAUAAAGGGAGGUAUGGCCCAAGCCAUGGACCCAGCUAUGCUACACCAUUGGAGGCCAUGAGAGCCCCCAAAGAAAAGCUGAUGUAUGUAGUGUGCGUUUUAACCGAAACCGAUACCCGGCAACCUGACUAUUUGGCCACGGUGGACGUGGAUCCAGAAUCGCCACAUUAUUGCGAGGUCAUCCACCGUCUGCACAUGCCUUACCUGGAUGACGAACUCCAUCACUCAGGCUGGAACGCCCCCGUCAGCACUUUUGGGGACUUUGGCAUUGAGCGCAAUUGUCUCGUCCUCCCGGGCCUGAUCUCUGGCCGUGUUCAUGUGGUGGACACGGGCUCCGACCUGAGCGCUCCCCGCUUGUGCAAAGUCAUCGAACCCAAGGAGAUCAUCAGGAAAACCAACUUGGGUUACUUGAGCAGCUCGCAUUGCUUAUGCAAUGGGGAGGUUCUGAUCAGCGCCCUUGGAGAUGCAUUGGGCAAUGGAAAAGGUGGAAUUCUUUCUCUGGACUCGGAAACCUGGGAAGUGAAAGGGAACUGGGAGUGUACGGAAGAUGGCUACGCCAGGAUGUUUGACUUCUGGUACCAGCCACGGCACAAUGUCCUGGUCACCUCCGAUUUGGGAGAUCCCAAGUUCUUUGUCAAUGGGUUCAACCUGGACAAUCUGAGAAAAGAGCACUAUGGACGUCACCUCAACAUCUGGGACUUGAGCACCCACCGCCUCCUCCAGACGAUCGACGUGGGUGAAGAUUCGGCCCCGCUGGAGAUCCGUUUCUUGCACAACCCCAACUCGACCCAUGGUUACGUGGCCUGCCCUCUAGAGAGCUCCAUCCACCAUUUCUUCAAGACAGAGGAUGGAUGUUGGGCGGCUGAGAAAGUCAUCCAAGUCCCAAACAAGAGAGUAUCAGGAUGGUGUUACCCCGAAAUGCCAGGAUUUCUAUUCGCUAUUGUCAUCUCCAUGGAUGACCACUUCCUCUACUGUAGCAACUGGUUGCAUGGUGAUGUCCGUCAAUACGAUAUCACAGACCCACACUGUCCCAAACUGGUUGGACAGGUGUUUCUUGGGGGCUCCAUUGUGAAAGCGGGUCCUGUAACUGUCCUUGAGGAUCCAGAGCUGGACUGCCAACCYGAUCCCUUUGUGCUCCAGGGCAAGAAGGUCCAAGGAGGCCCUCAAAAGCUUCAGCUGAGUUUGGACGGCCGCCGUCUCUACGUCACCAACUCUCUUUUCACGCCUUGGGACAAGCAGUUUUAUCCCAAGUUGGUCAAGGAAGGCUCAGCAAUGAUCCGGGUGGACGUGGACACCGAGAAGGGCGGCCUUCGUGUGAACCCAGAAUUCCUGGUGGAUUUCGGGCAUGAACCGUGUGGUCCAGCUCGGGCGAAAGAGAUGCGCUAUCCCGGUGGGGAUUGCACCUCCGACAUCUGGGAGUAGCGCGCAUCCAUUCCAAGACGUCUUCAUAUCAGCAGGAGAAUCGAUUACGAAUUGGGAUUCAUCCAAUACUUUUUUUGUCCAAUGCUUGGUGUUGUGAAUCCUUGUUGAAAAUGUCAACAUGAGACAUACAAGUCUUGUAGUAGCGUAUAUCCACAUUUUUUCUCUGGGUGUCUUUGGAACUGCAUCCUGCCUACUUCCUUCCUUCUCCAGCUCGGAAAGAGCCAACUCACAAUGUCUUAAUGGCAACCUCCUUUUUCCCUCUUCAUUUUCCGCUCCCUUCUUCCUCCUUUCCUUCUCUUCUUUUUCUCUUUUUUACCUUCUUAUCAACAGCUUGGUGU
This is a messenger RNA of Anolis sagrei ordinatus, 1862 nucleotides long. RefSeq names its product methanethiol oxidase-like. NCBI's taxonomy places the organism in Eukaryota, Metazoa, Chordata, Lepidosauria, Squamata, Anolidae. The record is from RefSeq and is a predicted model, not a curated record. Gene Ontology annotation, molecular function: protein binding; selenium binding.